Stylonychia lemnae is the source of this 831-nucleotide messenger RNA. Lineage: Eukaryota; Ciliophora; Spirotrichea; Sporadotrichida; Oxytrichidae. The record is from the annotation of a GenBank genome assembly.
AUGGAAAAAUAAGGAAGAAAGUACCGAAAUUCAAUUAAAAAAAGUCUUACGUGUUUGCUGACUUCAAGUGCUAUUAUUGGAAUCACACUUGUCAUAUCUGUUUGCAUGAUACUUUAUGUCUACUUCUUCAGCAUAUCAAAGGAUGGAGUUGUGGAUAAUCUUCUUGAGCUACAAAGGGAACACAUGAUUCCACUAGUUUAGAAUAAAGCUGUUUAGAUCUCAGCUAGUUUACAAAGCAACAUCAAUAGUCUCUUAAUGAUAAUCUAUGAUAUUUAAGAUAUAGGUUCUGGCAAGGUCACGUAAUUAGGGGCAGAUUAGUAGAGAAAGUGGUACUGGAAUGAAAAAGUAGUAAAUAAUAACUUUAGUGGAUUUAAGAAAUAUAUGAAGAAAAAGCAUGAUGGUAUAUGGAUUAGUCAAAGUAAUUCUACUUGGUACAGCUUAACUUAGUCCACUAGAUUUUAAGACUUAACAUCUACUGAGAAAUAUGCUCUUUCAGUAGGCUCAACUAUUGAUACAUUAGUUCAGCCUACUUAUGAUUUGAAUCCGAAUGCGUUUAGUAUAAUUUACACAACUUUUGGAACAGGCUAGAGCUAUACAUACCCUUACUAGUCUAUAUUUGAUGAACCAUAACUCUAAACUAGAAGACCAUCUUAGGAAGAUUUUCAAUCAAAUAUCAAUCAAUUAGAAUAAUUGAGUAGAAAUUAAUAAAGCUCUAAGGGACGUCAAAAGUUCAUCCUUUACUAAAAGCAGAGUUUGACUGCUCUUCAGAAAAUCCUGUUGCCUCAAAAGAUCCCAGAUGUGGACCAUGGUAUCUAGAUGCUUAUGGUAUGA